Heterobilharzia americana is the source of this 1308-nucleotide messenger RNA. Lineage: Eukaryota; Metazoa; Platyhelminthes; Trematoda; Strigeidida; Schistosomatidae. The record is from the annotation of a GenBank genome assembly.
AUGUUUGUAGACUUCACUUUUUUCUUGAUAGGCAUGCAGGCACCGAAGUUUUGCGUUCGUAUACAUCCCUGGCGUUUUUAUCACUCACAAAGAUCAGUUUCUCGCUUUCUGACCACAUUAUCGCGGUUGCCCGAAGAUUUAAGGGAGCGAUUUGAUGCCUUUAAGAAAAAUACAAUAUCAAAAUAUGAAAAUGUCAGUAAACUCAUGACUUCUGGCGGGAGCGACGGUGAUAUUUUAUCUUUAUCCGCGAGUUGGAAGGAGUUAAGACCAAUAGUAGACGUAAUAGAAGAGCUAGAUAUUCUUCUUGAAGCUGAUAAAGAAGUUGAAAAACUGGUUGCAGAUAUUGUCGAUUCUGAAGAUUUAAAUGAUCUAAAAUCUAUUGUCGAGUUGGAACGCCACCAAAGAAGUCUUCAGCGUCAAGCAUUGGAAAAAAAGCUUCUUCAUUUUCUCCUUCCAAUAAAUGAACAUGAUUUGGAACCAUGUCUUGUCAUGGAACUAUUUGCUGGGGCUGGUGGCAGAGAAGCCGGAUUGUUUGCUCAUGAUUUACUAAACAUGUAUCAUUCUCUUGCAAUACAACGAAACUGGUCUUUUUCAAUUCUUCAGGAAACUGUUAUGUCAACUGAGGAAUGUGGCCCAUCUCAGAAUGAAAAAUCUCUUUCAUAUGUUCGUGUUGAAAUUGAAGGUAAUCCCACUGGAGAUUCUGGUAUACUCUCACUUGGUGCUUAUGGUCAGUUAAAAUGGGAGGCUGGUGUUCAUCGGGUUCAACGAGUUCCUGUAACUAGCAGUCAGAAUAAGAUCCAUACUAGUACGGUAGCCGUAUCUAUACAACCGAAGUAUGGGGACGUUGAUAUUGAUAUUUCUGAAUCGGAGUUAAAAUGGGAGUUUCAUAAACCAACAGGUCCUGGGGGUCAGAAUUUAAACAAGUCAACAAGUGCUGUUCGUUUAACACAUUUGCCUACUGGUAUCGUUGUAGGAUGCCAACGUGAACGGCAACAGCAUAUUAAUAAAACGCUUGCUUUGGACAUGCUUAAAGAAAGACUUCGUGAUAGUCAGUUAAAAUUAAAGUCUCAUACAGUUGAUUCUAUUCGUCGAUCUCAUAUAGGAAAUCUGGAUAGAUCAGAAAAAAUUCGAACAUACAAUUUCCCGCAAGAUCGUUUAACAGAUCAUCGUCUGGGACAAUCUAGAAAUAAUCUACAUAGAUUUAUGAAACAAGCUGUUGGACUGACUGAACUUAUGGAAGAUUUGUACAUGCACGAUCAAGAAAAAAGAUUGAGAGAAAAGUUGAGUACAGUGGAUCAGAAGGUUUAA